AUGUCACAAGUCAAAAUUGAGGAGACAGUUGUUGAAGACAGGAUUAGUGAGUUACCUCAAGAUUUGAUCCUAAGCAUAUUGCGUUUUGCCCCGAUAAAAGAAGCAGUGAGCACCAUGCUUCUAUCGAAACGAUGGUUCCCUAUUUGGACGAUGAUACCUACACUUCAGUACAAAGACAGCGAGGACGAGGAUAAUAAUGAUCCAAGUGUUUGUUGGUUUCUCGAUAAAUCAUUGCAACUCCACAACGCACCUGUGAUAGAUGGCUUAGUUAUGCAACUCGAUCCAACCAGGUUGCCUGAUAGCCUUUAUAACUGCGCCACUCUCAAGCCUUUGGAUCUCUCCCACAAGAUUCUCGUGGAUUUCCCUUCUUCUUCUUGUCUCCCAUCGCUCCUCGCUCUCGAGCUUGUGUGUGUGGUGUAUAAAGACGAUGACUCUCCCGCUAGGUCACAGCUAGAUGACGACAAUGAUGCAGUAGAUACCGGUGGGUGUUUGGUUAUGGAUACUCCUGCGUUAAACUACUUUGAAAUCAGAGAUAGUUCAAGAGACUCUUACUCGAUCGAGAAUAUGCCUUGUCUUGAGAAGGCAUAUAUUAGUGUCGACUCUUCCCCUAAAUUUGACAAGUUCAUAGCAUCUCUUCCCGCGGUGGUCUUGUCUCUUGAAUUGAAAUUGCACGAUGAAGUGGAAUGUGACUAUGAGCCGGAUGAUGAUCUCCAACUUUUAUGGAACCAACCGAGUUAUGUUCCGAGUUGCUUGUCGUCACAACUGGAAAUAUUUGAGUGGAGAGGAUAUGGAGACGAAACAGAAGAGGAAGAGUUUUUGACAUACAUCCUAGCUAAUUCUAAGUGUCUAAAGAGCGCAACAAUAUCUCUGAGACCAACCUUGGGUCUUGUUGAGAAAAAGCGGGUCACAACGAAGUUGAAAGAUAUUACUAGGAUUUCAACAGCGUCUCAGCUUCUCUUCAAAUGA
Messenger RNA from Microthlaspi erraticum, 966 nucleotides. NCBI's taxonomy places the organism in Eukaryota, Viridiplantae, Streptophyta, Magnoliopsida, Brassicales, Brassicaceae. The record is from the annotation of a GenBank genome assembly.